AUGGAACCCCUGGUUUCGACCCGCCCACCACUCUUCUUCUUCGCCCUCUUGUUCUCCGCCAUUGUCAUUUCCCCAGUCAGAUCAGGCGACGCGGAAGCCCUAUUAGCCCUGAAAUCCGCCGUCGAUCCUUCCAACUCCCUCCCCUGGCAGCCAUCAGCAAGCCGCAAUCUCUGCAGCUGGGAAGGGGUCAAGGAAUGCAUCAAUGGCAGGGUCACCAAGCUCGUGGUAGAGUACCGCAACUUGAGCGGCGUCCUCGACGCCAAAAUCUUGAACCAAUUGGACCAGCUCCGGGUUCUCAGCUUCAAGGCCAACUCCAUUUCAGGCCCGAUCCCCAGCCUCUCCGGCCUAGUCAACCUCAAGUCGUUGUUCCUCAACCAGAACAACUUCACCGGCGAGUUCCCUGAAUCGCUCACCGAUCUCCACCGCCUCAAGGUCGUCGUCCUGGCCAGAAACCGUCUCUCCGGACCAAUCCCCGACUCGCUCUUGAAGCUCAAUCGGCUGUACGUACUUUAUCUGGAAGACAAUGACUUCUCCGGUUCGGUCCCCCGUCUCAAUCAAACCAGCCUCCGGUUUUUCAAUGUCUCUCGCAACCGACUCUCCGGCCCGAUUCCCGUCACGCCUGCUUUGGUCCGGUUCGAUGAGAAGUCGUUCUCCGGCAAUGCCGAUCUCUGCGGCGAACAGAUCGGGAAGCGCUGCUCGGAAUUGAGUCCUUCCCCGAGCCCUGGUUCCGCAGCUGGUUCAAAAUCAUCGCCGUCGAAGCGGCGGCGGAGCAAGCUGAUCAGGAUCAUUGCUCCAAGCGCGGCCGGAUUGGUGGUUUUGAUCCUGGUGGCGGCGGUGCUUGUUUUGUGCCUGGUUCGGCGGAAUGGGAAGGCGAAAGAGAAUGCGGAAGCGAAAGGCAGAGAGAGCGGCGGGGGAAGCUUGGAAGGAGGAGGCGGCGGAGGCGGCGGAGAGAGCGGGGGGCCCAGUGGUGGAAGACAAGGGGGUUUUUCGUGGGAGAAAGGGGAGAGCAUGGGAACACUGGUGUUCCUCGGCGCAGGGGAUCAGGUGAUGAGUUACAGUUUGGAGGAUUUACUCAAGGCGUCGGCGGAGACGCUGGGGAGGGGCAGCGUGGGGAGCACGUACAAAGCAGUGAUGGAAUCCGGGUUCAUCGUGACCGUGAAGAGGCUGAAGGAUGCGAGGUAUCCGACGGCGGAGGAGUUCAGGAGGGAGAUGGAGGUGAUCGGACGGCUGAGGCACCCUAAUCUGGUCCCACUCAGAGCCUAUUUCCAGGCUAAAGAAGAGAGACUGCUCGUCUACGAUUAUUUCCCCAACGGCAGCCUUUUCUCUCUCCUCCACGGACCAAGAGCCUCAGGAGGAGGAGGGAAGCCAUUGCACUGGACAUCAUGCAUGAAGAUAGCAGAGGAUCUAGCAACAGGACUCCUCUACAUCCACCACAACUCACUAACCCACGGCAACCUCAAAUCCUCCAACGUCCUCCUCGGCCCCGACUUCGAAUCCUGCCUCACCGACUACUCCCUCGCCGCCUUCCAAGACCCAAACUCCCCCGACGAGCCCAGCGCCGCAGCUCUCUUCUACCGCGCGCCGGAGGUAAGGGACGCGCGCAAGCUCCCCACCACCCAAUCGGCCGACGUCUACAGCUUCGGCGUGCUGCUGCUGGAGCUCCUGACGGGGAAAACACCCUUCCAGGACCUGGUUAUGCAGCACGGCGCCGACAUUCCCACCUGGGUCCGCUCCGUCCGUGACGAAGAGACGGAUUCAGGGGACGACCCGGCUUCUUCGGGCAACGAAGGUGGCGCCGAGGAGAAGCUGCAGGCGCUGGUGGGCGUGGCGAUGGCGUGCGUCUCGAUUCGUCCGGAGGAUCGGCCGUCGAUGAGGGAGGUUUUGAAGAUGAUAAGGGACGCGAGGUCGUCGGAGGCGCAGGUGGUGUUGUCGUCCAAUAACAGCAGUGACCAUUCCCCUGGGAGGUGGUCGGACACCGUGCUGAGCUUGCCCAGAGAAGACCAUUUGAGCAUUUGA
Messenger RNA from Linum trigynum, 2016 nucleotides. Lineage: Eukaryota; Viridiplantae; Streptophyta; Magnoliopsida; Malpighiales; Linaceae. The record is from the annotation of a GenBank genome assembly.